Messenger RNA from Nicotiana attenuata, 2472 nucleotides. Its product is annotated as CRS2-associated factor 1, mitochondrial. Lineage: Eukaryota; Viridiplantae; Streptophyta; Magnoliopsida; Solanales; Solanaceae. Bases 80 to 1132 code for a protein of 350 amino acids. The transcript has 5 exons. Gene Ontology annotation, molecular function: RNA binding. Gene Ontology annotation, biological process: Group II intron splicing. The record is from RefSeq and is a predicted model, not a curated record.
ACCGUUUUCAUUUUUACCGCUCAAAUCUCCAGAACUAUAUUAGCAGAGGAAUUGACCCGAAUGCAUCUGCCCCGGCACAAUGCUCCGUUUCUUCUCCCGCCAGGAAAAGCAAAUUCUCUCACUCUCCGUCACGCGCCACCUCUUCUCCACCGCCGCCGCCGUCCCGACAACCAUCACCGCUUCUUCAAAUCUCUAUUCAAAAUACUCCUUCGUACCUCCACCUUCCCUUAAACCCCAAAACCCUAAUUCCACUCAACCCCACUCUCAAUCACCACCCAAAAAGCAGCCCAAACCCCGGUACCGUCCGCCGUCAUCACUGGACCGGACCGGGGAGAAACCGGUUCAAUCCAGUUUGCCAUUCGACUUCCGUUUCAGUUACACAGAGAGCAGUACGGAGGUGCGGCCGAUUGGGCUUCGCGAGCCUAAGUACUCGCCUUUUGGGCCUGGAAAGUUGGAUAGGGUGUGGACUGGAGUUUGUGCGCCUGUGGUUGACCCAAAAGUGGGGUCUGCUGAAGAUGAGAAAACUGUGGAGGAGAAGAGGAGGGUUAUGAGAGAGAGAAUUCAAGGAGAGCCUUUGACGAAUGCUGAGAGAAAAGCUCUUGCGGAAACAUGCCAGAGGCAUAAAUCCAAGCGCCAAGUCAAUUUGGGGAGAGAUGGCUUAACACAUAACAUGUUGAAUGAUAUUCAUAACAACUGGAAACAUGCUGAAGCUGUAAGAAUAAAAUGUAUGGGCGUGCCUACAGUUGAUAUGAAGAAUGUUUGCACUCAGUUGGAGGAUAAGACAUUUGGUAAAAUCAUCCACAGACAUGGUGGUUUACUUGUGCUCUAUAGAGGAAGGAAUUAUCAUCCCAAGAAGAGGCCUGUUAUCCCCUUAAUGCUAUGGAAACCUCAUGAGCCUGUAUAUCCUAGGCUUGUAAAAACUACUAUUGAUGGCUUGAGUAUCGAGGAAACCAAGGAAAUGAGAAAAAGAGGAUUAGCUGUUCCGGCAUUAACAAAACUUGCCAAAAAUGGUUACUAUGGCAGUCUUGUACCGAUGGUACGCGAUGCUUUUCUCACUGAGGAGCUGGUUCGGAUAGAUUGUAAAGGCCUCCCAAAGAGCGAUUACAGGAAAAUAGGCUGCAAACUGAGGUGACAUUGCUGGCUGCUGCAAUAGGCAAAGCUGACCUAGAAGGAAUAUGUGAGCAUAUGGGGCAUGAAACCGCACCCAAACAGGGAUGGCCCAUAUAGAUCCCCCGAUUUCGAUAUCAACAAAUUUGAGGAUUUUACGAGGGGAGAUUCAACUUGGAUCCUGGCACAUGCAACAAAGCUUCAGUCACUGUUUGCAGUGGUCAAUGGCUGUGAGUCCCCUCAAGAAAUUUCUGGACCAGAUAUGAAGAGGACCCCCGAUUUCGAUAUCGACAAAUUUGAGGAUUUUAUGAGGGGAGAUUCAACUUGGAUCCUGGCCCAUGUAACAAAGCUUCAGUCACUGUUUGCAGUGGUCAAUGGCUGUGAGUCCCCCCAAGAAAUUUCUGGACCAGAUAUGAAGAGGAACACCACCGAGUCUGAUCCAAGUGUUGUUGUUUUCUGUCCAAUUCUAUGGUGAUUUUCCAAUUUCAUCUAAAGAGGGUGGGGCUGUUAUAGGGAAACUCCUAACUAAACAUCUCGAGAUACAGUUGUCUGGACUUGGUAGACCUUCUAUAUUAAAGCCUAUUUUGAGUGAAGCUCCAAACUUAAGGGAUUACCUUUGGCAUUUUUCCUUGGAAGGAUAUGGGUUCCUUUGGGAUGGACUAAAUUUUCAGUACUUUUAAGAACUUGGAGGACUAUCAGUGGUUAUCUUGUAUAUUAUGGAUCAUUUUGAUCGAACCCAAACGUAAGGGACUAUUUUGGGAUUUUUCUUGAGAAAAAGCCUGUCAAGGAAAAAACUCCUCUUUUAAUCUCAUAAUAAUAAGAUGGGCUGAAAAGCGGCAAUCAUAAACUAUUUUGGACUAUGAAUACCUACCAAGUAUUCAGUACGAUACACGGAAAAUAUGCCUGGUCAGCGGUAUGGUAUCAGAAAUCUUUUUAAUUUUCAGGGUACAAAUAUCCUUAUUUUGAGACAAUUACGGAAUUACCCAAAAAUCAGGUACUUUGAGCCAAAUUUGAUAUGUUUGGGGCCAGUGAAUUCUCUGAGGGACGAUAUUGGGUCUCUUUUGUAACUGAUAAAACCUAAUUAUUUGUAUUUGAAGAUGUAUGUAUGUUCCUGGCUGAUGCUUUCAGAUAAUAUCUGGUAAUUUAUAAGAAUGAUGUCGGAUAACUUCAAUCCAUAGUUAUAAAGUUGAAAUUUUUAGACGAUGAAAUGUGUGUUCUUACUUCUUACUUUACUUUCAAUAGUUAUUAAUGCUGCUUAUAAUAUUCUUUAGAUUUUAAAUGCAUAAUGAAAAAUUAUAAAGAAUGUUUAUAUAAUGCCUUUAUACUUUUAACACUGACUUGUGUUAUUUGUGAAUUUUUUUUGCU